Messenger RNA from Sebastes umbrosus (honeycomb rockfish), 813 nucleotides. Its product is annotated as golgin subfamily A member 6-like protein 22. NCBI's taxonomy places the organism in Eukaryota, Metazoa, Chordata, Actinopteri, Perciformes, Sebastidae. The record is from RefSeq and is a predicted model, not a curated record. The transcript has 2 exons. The coding region runs from base 77 to 760 and encodes 227 amino acids.
GAGAACUCUCCUGUUUGCUCAUGAAGUGAAAGCAUCAGAGUAAACUAACCUACACGCACCGAGAAAGAGCAUAAGGAUGGACGAAAAGAUGAUUGCAAGACAAGACCUCCUUGCUGGAAUGGUGCUUGUGAAAGGCAUGAUGAAACUGACCCCGGGGGAGAGAAGGAAGGAGGUCAGAAGACAAAGCCUUAUAGAGCUGAAAGCAAUGGAGCUGGAACGCAGAGAAAGAGUUACUCUGGAGACCAUGAAGAAGUGGAAGAGGGACAGGAAGGAGCGAGAAAAAGAGACAGAAAGUUGGAGGAGAGAGAAAGAAAGAAUUGUGGAGGAGAGGAUGAGGCAGGAGAGGCAGGAGGAGGCCAUGGAGAAAAUAAAACAAGACCAACAGAAGAAAGAGGGGCUUCAGUGGAAAAAGGUGAUGUUGUGGCCCAGGUGUACAAUUGCUCCCGAAAACGACCGAGAAUGGAGUCAAGAGGAGAUUGAGCUCUGUUGUCUGCCAACAGUGGGAGUCAAAGCCAACCCAGAGAGCCUGACCUUUGACCCGAGGUUAGCUGAGAUGAAAAAGAAAAUUCUGUACAACAACUGGGUCAGAGAGGAAAAGCCAGACAAAAAAAAGACCUUCCAAAACAGCUCCAUCUAUCACCUCUUUGCUGCACGACCAGUCCCCAAGUCUCAAGAACAAAAACAAAAAACACCCGAACCCAAUGAGACAGUUGCAGGACCGGAUGAUGUUUACCCGUUUGAAGCCCCUGUGUCCAGCUAAGCUAACCGUCUUCUGGCUGUAGCUUUAUAUUAAAUGGACAUAUAUGAAUGGUA